CGCCGAGCGGCCGGGGCGGGGGCUCCGGGCUCCGCGGCCCGGCGCACGGUCGGAGCCUGAGGCCGGGGCCGGACGCCUGGUGGCAGGACUCGGGGCCCCGCGCCCAGCGGUGCCUCCCGCUCCCCCUGCAGCCCGGCCGGGAUGGGCAGCGCCGCCGCGUCGGGCCCCCUACCCGCCUUCCAGUUCCGGCCGCGGCGCGGGAGCCCGGACUGGCGCCGGCUGAGCGCCGUGGACGUGGAGCGGGUGGCGGGCGAGCUGGACGUGGCGGCCCUGCAGGAGCACCUGGGCCACGUCACUUUCUGCAGCGCCGAGCGGCUGCGCUGCCCGCACUGCCAGGGCCCCGCCGACCCGCUGCUGCUCAAGCUGGUGCGCCUGGCGCAGCUCUCCAUCGAGUACCUGCUGCACUGCCAGCAGCACCUGGGCGCCCAGCUGCGGGGCCGCGAGCAGGCGCUGCGGGCGGCCGACGCCCAGCUCGGUGAGGUGGGCAAGGAGGCGGCCCGGCGCGCCCAGGAGAUGAAGCUGCUGAAGGAGGAGUGCAGGCAGCGGAAGAAGAUGAUCAGCACCCAGCAGAUGAUGCUGGAGGCUAGAGCCAGCUAUCACCAGUGUCAGUUUUGUGAUAAGGCUUUUAUGAACUAUUCCUUUCUACAAAGUCAUAUGCAACGACGCCAUAAGGAAGAGUCUCACACUGCAGAACAAAAGAAGAAAGCAAAGACAGAUAAAUUACAGGAUGAGAUCGAUAAGUUGAAGGAGCAGUUACAGCUCACCAAGUCCCUCCUAGAAGCUGAACAACAAGCUCACAUGGCCAGAUUUUCUAAGGAAUAUGAACAUCAAAGAUCAAAAGAAGAAGAAAUUCUGCAAUCUUUUCAUAAAUGGAAAGAGGAAGAAAAAGAGAAAUUGGCUGAUGAAAUAGAGAAAGUAAAAGAGAUGUUUAUGAAGGAGUUUAAAGAAUUAGCUGCAAAGAAUACUGUAUUAGAAAAUCAAUUGUUAGAAUUACAGAAGUCCAAUAUGCAGCUGAAAUCCAACUUAGGCACUUUAAAAGACAGCCAUGAAUUUACAGAAGAGAGAACUCAGAAUGAUCAGGAUUAUCAGAAUAUGAUGCAACUUCUUGAAAAACAGGAGGGUAAGUGGACUUCCAGAAUACAAGCCCUUCAUCAAGAACAUGAAAAAGAAAGGUGCCAGCUACUGUCACAGAUUGAGAAGCUUAAAUCAUCAAUGACAGAGGACCUAAAUGCAAGUAACAUCUUCUAUAAGAAAAGGAUAGAGGAGCUAGGGCAGAGGCUUCAGGAACAGAACGAGCUGAUUAUUUCUCAAAAACAGCAGCUAAAACAGUUGUCCACAAAACCACUAAUAAGCGUCAAACCACAUGAUGCUGUUUUAGUGAAUGCUCCAGCACAGCAUGUUGUAGAAUGUAAAUCAAGUCUACCAGACGCACAUGAAAAGGCACUCUUGGUGCAUAUGCUGGAGCCCAUAGAGGAGCUUUCAGAAGAGGAAAAAGAAAUAGAAAAAAAUGAACGCAAAAUAGGCAGAAGUAAGCAACAUUUAAUAAAUGCUUUGAAGACUAAUCCUUCAUUAACUAAGGAAUUACGAACAGUUUUGGAGCAGACCCUGGUGGAGAAGUUGGAAUCCUUGGGAAUUAAAGCAGGUGUUCGUGGUAUCCCAAGUGACCACUUUAACAAAGUCUUAGUUUCUGUCGAAUCUGCCAGAGAAGAGAAAGAGAAACAAGUGCCUAACAUUCAACUAAUUCGAGAGCAUCUUGAAUGCCAAGUCAGCUUCAGGAUUGAGGAGAGAUCAUCAUCGUCUUGUGAUAGGCUUGUUUCCAGCUCUCAUCUUGCUUCAGAAGAUAAACAGAAGAUGGUUCACAUGGCAACUUCCUCAUCAACAGUGCAGCCAAAACCAGCAAAGCAGACUUCUACAGCUGAAUGCCCAGCUGGACAAAGAAUGACUUCUGCUGAGAAUACAUCUACACCAAAACCCAGGAAGCAUAUUUUUCGAGAGGGGGUUUCCAGAAAAACAUCUAGUAUUGGCACUCCACCAUUCAGCUCAGAGGAGGAAGUGGAUGAUGAUGAUAUUAUGCACUCUUACAUAUCACCAGAAUUAUUGCAGCUAAAAACAUCCAGCAACAGCAUGAGUAAUUGUGGUAUGGUUACAGGCAAAAGUGAUAUGGACUGGACUGAAGAAAGUGAAAUGGAGGAGAUUGUAACACCUUCCAAGCCUUCAAAAGGUGCACUUAUCCAAAAACUGACUGAACAAGUUGAAAAGACUCUUUCUAGCCAUGGAAAUAAGAAUAAGCCAGCUGGAGGAAUUAAUGUCACACAGGCAUUUAUUAAAAAAGAAGAUGCACAAGAACUGAAGAUUAUGAACAAACAGGAAAAUGAAGGUGAAGACGACUGCGUUAGCUGCAGAAGCCAAUAUUUUAAGUUUCUCAUGUUGACCUGGUUGACCUAGUUGAUUUAAUUUUUUUUAGUAUUUCAUUUAACUAUUUUAGUUAAAAACAAUUUUAACAAAAACAAACCUGAAGUUAAAAAACUUGAAUGUUUAACUAAAUUCAAAAAUUCAUAUGCUUGUUUUGUUAAAAUAUUAUGUUUGCUGUAGAAGAAAAAAAUCCAGAAUACAUAACGUUGUUGUUUUAGUUAAAUAAAACAAUUUAAAUGUCUGUCUGGUGAUGUUCUCCUAAUACAGCAUGGCAAGAAAAUCCUCCAAAUAUUAACCUGUUGAAUUGGAGAUAUUUAUGAAAUCAUUGGGAGGUGAACUAGCUGCUUCAAUUACCUUUGGUAAAUGAAAUAACCAAACAAUCAUUCAUUUUCUGAUAUUGCUGUAAAACUAAUCUGAAAAGUUUUCAAAAUCAAUCACUUUAAAAAUGUAUAGUGUGUACCUUCUAAAAAUGAAACCUACAUCUAUCUGAGUUGUGAAGACUAUGUAUUAAGGUUAUAACAAGCAACAAGAAUGCACUUUAUGUAGAAAUCCAUGAUUUAAUCGAGUCUUCCUGACUAGUGACUUAAAUCAAAUCCACCCUAGUUGGCGGUCUCACAGACCUGCAUGUACCCAGCUAUCCUGGGGCAGGAUCUGGAGGAAUUCAGGGAGAUUGAAAAAUUCAGAGAAGAAGAAGGUCACCAGGGAAAGGACCCAGACCCUCCAGAGGCAGGGAACCUGGAUCAAGGAAGGGAUGAUGAUGACCCUGGAGAAGGCCACUUGGCCCUAGAGCCACCAAAAGGGAGGCAGAGGCUCACAAACCCCAAAACUGGGAGGAACUGACUACGGAGAUGGACUUUAUCAGUGCCCAGAAGGAGGAUCCAACGCUGACCCAGGCCUAUGAACAGCACACCAAAGUAUAUGGGGAGGUAGUUAAUCCCCAGUAGGCGUGGUGGUUAUGGUCCUAUUUUGAAUUGCAGGAGGAACGGUUAUAGCAGAUGACUCAACAUGCACAAACAGGCAAGACCCAAGCUCAACUACUGGCCCCCAAGAGGUUCUGGGGGCAGGUGCUGCAUGUGGCCAAUACGAUACUCUUUGGGGUGGCACCUUGGGCAUGAGAAGACCCUGGAUUGAGUGGGGCUCAGGUUUUACUG
This is a messenger RNA of Caretta caretta (loggerhead turtle), 3563 nucleotides long. The record is from RefSeq and is a predicted model, not a curated record. Lineage: Eukaryota; Metazoa; Chordata; Testudines; Cheloniidae.